Molecule: messenger RNA, 1471 nt
Organism: Chelonus insularis
Lineage: Eukaryota; Metazoa; Arthropoda; Insecta; Hymenoptera; Braconidae
Product: proton-coupled folate transporter-like
Exons: 6
Coding region: 41-1435 (464 amino acids)
Biological process (GO): transmembrane transport
Cellular component (GO): membrane
Molecular function (GO): transmembrane transporter activity
Source: RefSeq, a predicted model, not a curated record
GUUUAACCUUAAAAUUAACAGUUACAUUAGAAAAUAGAGAAUGGAUAUUGAAAAUAAAGCUAUUUUAACUAGAGGAUGGCGAAGAUUCACUUAUAUGGAACCUUCUAUUUUUUUAUUAUUCUUUAAUUAUGGAAUGACAGAAACGAUUUUUUCUGAUAUGAUAAUGUAUCGCACUUGCAAAACGUAUAUCUCAAAUAAAAACUCAUGUGAUCUUCUUCACACCAAUAGUAGCAGUCAAGAAGCUCUAGAUAUUGAUAAGAUUGUCCAACCACAUGCUAGUUAUAUUAUAUUAUGUGAUUCACUAUUAGAUGGCAUUAUUCCGGCUGCUUUAAUAUUAUUUCUUGGUCCUUGGAGUGAUAAAUUUGGUAGAAAACCAUUAUUAAUAGUUGGAUAUCUAGGACCUGCACUUCAUUAUUUUAUGGUAUCAAUAUUAAAUUUAUGGGAUGUAAAUCCAUGGUUAUUUCUUUUAACCACAAUACCUUCAUCUCUAUGUGGUGGUGGAGCAGGAGUAAUGUUAGCAUCUUUUUGUUUUAUCUCAGACAUUAUAAGCAGUGAUAAGCGAACUUGGCAUUUAGCUUGUUUAGAAGGUGCUAUUACUUCUGGACUAGUUAUUGGUACUUUUAUUGGUCCACUAAUAUUUAAACAAUUUGGAUAUUUAAUUUUAUAUGCUAUUAGUUUUAUUAUCGCAUGUAUUGCUUUUCUUUAUGUUACAUUUUAUGUACCUGAAACUAUUCAAAAUGAAACAAAUGAAAAAUGGGGAAAUCCGUUUGAUUUAAAAUUGGUCAAGGAAUUAUUUGUAACGACUACAAAAAAACGUCCUGGAUUAAACCGUUGGGUUCUUUGGAGUUGUAUUUCAAUACUUGCAAUCUUCGUAAUAAUUGCAGAUGGAAAUGCACAGAUUAAUUAUUUAUUUGCAAAUAUUAGACUUGGCUGGGAUUCUGUAAAGUUUUCAACCUACCAUAGCAUAUCUAUUUUUUUGUCAGUUGUAGGCAUGUUUCUAAUACUCAAACUUAUGAAAAAUUAUUUAGGUUUUUCAGAUGUUCAAAAUGCAUUAAUGGGAUGUUUAUCUGGAUUUAUAGCAGCGAUAAUAAAAGCUUUUACCACAAAACCUUGGCACUUGUACGUAGUAAGCAUAACAGGAUCACUUUCUGGUAUAAUUUCACCAACAGUUAGAUCAAUUUUGUCUACAUCUGCUCCUUCUGAAGAUAUCGGUAAAAUAUUCUCAAUAAUUACAUUCUUGGAGACAUUACUACCUCUAGGAGGUGUCACUUUGUACACUGUGAUAUAUUCAAAUUAUAUGCCACCAAUAUAUCCUUUACCAGCAUAUCUUUUAUCAGCUGGAUUGUUCUUCAUUAUGAUAUUAUUAGUAAUUCUCAUUGAUUGGAGAAUGAUUAAGUAUCCCUCUGCAUAUCAUCAACCAAUUCAAGAAGAUUAGUAGUUAGAUACAACACUCUAUAUUGAUAAUAUAGAA